Messenger RNA from Drosophila guanche, 647 nucleotides. Its product is annotated as mitochondrial transcription rescue factor 1. The coding region runs from base 37 to 615 and encodes 192 amino acids. The record is from RefSeq and is a predicted model, not a curated record. The transcript has 3 exons. NCBI's taxonomy places the organism in Eukaryota, Metazoa, Arthropoda, Insecta, Diptera, Drosophilidae.
UGUUAUCGUAAUUUUUAAGAUCGCUCCGCUCCAAAAAUGCUCCGCAGCUUACGGCAAAUAACUAGAUUCGGAAAAUACGCCAGUGCACCGGCCAGUAGUUUGGUCAACAAGACAACCACACCGAAUGUGAUUUCGAACAGGCUUCAGGCACCACUUCAUACCACCAGCGUUGCACGAAAAUAUGAUAGAAAAUCGUCCAGAACAACAGACGAUUUGGACACUGACGAUGAAGCGGACGAGGAGUUUAAGGACGAGCGCGACUCCAAGGUGGUCAAGACCAAGGUGAACUCGCUGCGCGCCGACCUACUGCUCAAGGCGGGUCUGGGAAUGGCCAGAAACAAAGUUGAACUGAAUUUCUAUGAGAGCAAGAUCCGCGUCAAUGGGAAGAAGCUGCAGAAGAAGAGCGUGCAGCUGGAUAUUGGCGAUGAGAUCGAUGUGAUACGCGGCUUCAGCCAGGCCAAUCCUUCCCAUUUGGUGAUAUCACGAGUUGCCAUACUCUCUGCCAGCGAACGCGAGGAGGGUCUCAGUGUGCACUUGCGGCGCUACAAGUCGCUGCUUAUCGACAACUAUCGAGGCGCGGAUGCAUUCAAAUCCUCAGAACAAGUCGCCCAUUAAAUAAACUUCAAUGGUAUCAAUCCCCACAAAUA